AUGACGAAAAUCUUCCCAUAUUCUAAGGCUAAUGUCCUUGGCACUGAAAAUUGGGACGUGCACUCAUUUGAGUCCUUCCUCCUGAUGCGGAUGCCUCCUGACGUGAAGUGCCGAGCUCACUUAGUAGCCGCCAUACCCUCUCUCUGGAUGCUCACUACAUACUUCGCUCAAUGGCCAUUUAUCAGGUCCGCAUCGAAUAUGCCGACUACUCUGACGUUCCCUGCGUUGGUCCGCGCAGUCGCCUUCCUCUCUGGUAGACAUAGCACGCUGUUUGUGAAUUGGGAUGAAGAGGAUGCGCAUGUCGUGAGGACUGACCAGCUGGUCCUCGAAUACAUCUUUAGAGCCUUUGCUACCGUUCGUUCAACAGAAGAGGAGACUGCAACAUAUCCGCCUCUCAAUGAUGUAAUCGACAUCCUAAACACGGUCCAGCCAGUCGAGAAAAUUCUAACGCCCAUCCUUGAUCGUGCCAAGUUGGCGCCAAUCGCUGCUCGCAUUUCUUCUACGGUUGCUAUCCCAGAAGUAUCGGAUCUCGUCAUUUCAUCCUCUGGGGCGUUGGUUCCGCUGCUUGACCUCUGUGUCUUGCUUCUUCAGCAUGCCAUAAAGUUUGAUGAGGAGAUCACAACUCUUAUCGAAUACCUCGAGGUCGCUCAAUUUAAGCUGCGAAAUAAUACGGCGGAGGUAUCAUUCGAGGUCUUCACGGAGUGGUUGGGCAAGAACCCAAACCAACAUCCCUUUUUUGACUCUGAUGUCUAUGAUGCUAUUGCCCUUUUGUUUAACACCUUUCUGAAUCUUGAAAUCCUAACAGAUGGGGUUAUGACCCAUUUUGGGUCUCCCGGAGAAAAGGAGCGUAAGCAUAUGCUGGUAGUCUUUGCACUAAGGCGCCCUGGGCAUACACAUGGUGGAUGGUUGUAA
Messenger RNA from Clonostachys solani, 912 nucleotides. NCBI's taxonomy places the organism in Eukaryota, Fungi, Ascomycota, Sordariomycetes, Hypocreales, Bionectriaceae. The record is from the annotation of a GenBank genome assembly.